Molecule: messenger RNA, 519 nt
Organism: Aegilops tauschii subsp. strangulata
Lineage: Eukaryota; Viridiplantae; Streptophyta; Magnoliopsida; Poales; Poaceae
Product: WAT1-related protein At3g28130-like
Cellular component (GO): membrane
Molecular function (GO): transmembrane transporter activity
Source: RefSeq, a predicted model, not a curated record
AUGUAUCUCACGAAAUGUGAGUCGUGUGAGAUCUGCCACUUGGCCACCUUCCUCGUCGCCGUCGCGCUGCUGGCGGAGCGCCUCUCCCCCUCCCACUGGCCCGUCAGGAUGAAGCUCCUCGGCGCAGCGGUGGACGUCGCCGAGGUGUUCCUGUCCCCGUACUGGGCCACCGCGCUCACCUGCGCCGCGCGGGGAGCUUGCAGUCCGCCGGGGCCGCCACCGUGCCAUUCGCCCUGGCCGUGGCGCGGCCGCGGACCUGUGUACCCGCCCGUGUUCAACUCCCUGUCGUUUGUGGCCACCACAGCCGUCGACGCUGUCGUGCUCGUCACCGACUUCUGCCUCGAUGGCGUGCUCGGGGCGGCGCUCGUCGUCGUCGGCCUCUACGCGUUCCUCUGGGGCAAGACCAAGGAGCUCGCCGCCGCCGCCAAGGGAGACAACGGCGAGCAGGAGCUGCGGCGCGGAGACGCCGACGACCGCAUCGCGACAGCAUCGUCGAUGGAACUUGAGAUUGUCAUUUAA